GGGCAAGGGUUUUAGCGAUGGAGAGUGGAGGAGGAGCCCGGCGAGGGCGGAUGGUGAUCGAUCCCAAGGUCCGGCAGGUUGGAUUCGUGACGCCGGGCGAGCAGGACGGCCCCGCGGGGGUGUCGUCGUCGUCAGCGCAGGUAAAUGCCCCGGAUUCGCCAGCGCCGGUGAUGAUCCCGCCCGCGCCUCGCGUAGCAGUGCCGGCGGCGGCGGAUCAUUCUCCUCCAAAGCCCGCGGCUCCCGUGCCAAUCCCGCCGCGCUCUCCGCCCCUGCCGCCCCGGAAUUUCGAUGCCGAGGAUGAAAUGCCACUGGGGAGUUAUAACCCCGGUGGAGAGGGAGUUCUUGCGGGGAGCCCGAAUAGCUCGUAUGGGAAGGCUAGCAGCGAGAAGGCCGAGAUUGGAGACCUCUCUCCCACGAUGGUGGCAGAGUUGAAUAGCAGCAUGAUGGAGAUGAGUCUCGAGAGAAGCAAGUAUGAGCUUCCGGUGCCGGAGAAGGAGAAUGAGAGCACAGCCGACGUUAUCAGUGAGCGAGUGGAAGUUCCAGCGAUCAACAACAACGAAGGACCAGAGAACGAUGCACGGCAAAGGAAACUCAAGGAUCGGACGUCCAAGGCGGAGAGGCGGGCUUUGCAAGAGUCUCAGCGAGCAGCGAAAGAAGCGGCCAGAGCUUCUGCGGCCGUAGCAAAGGCCAAGCCACCACCGCAGAAGAAAGAUGGCAGCAACGAAAAGAAAGGAGUUGACAAGAAGCCCGUGGACAAGAGCGGCGAGAAGGACAAGAAGAAGGAAGUAGUCGUUCCGGAGAAGGACAAAAGGAAGGAUGCCCCGGCUCCGAGGCUGCAGUUCGAUGACGAGCAAAAGGUGGCGAAAGCGAGGCGACGAGCAAUUGUGGAACAAACCACCGAGACCAAGCAUCGAGUAGAGCUCUUCCGGCAUCUUCCACAGUUUGUGCCGCCUACACAGCUCCAAGCGCUGGAAGAGAAGUACCUCCAGAAUGAUACGAUGCAUAUACACCCGGCUGUGUAUCAGGUUGGACUGAAGUACUUGACGUGGGACAUCGUCGGCGGAAAUGCGAGGUGCGUUGCGAUGCUGGAGGCCUUCAAGGAGAUGAUCCGAGACUACACAACACCGCCUCAAAAGGUCAUGUCUCGAGAUCUCACAGCCAAGAUCAACAGCCACGUCUCGUUUCUCAGUACAUGCCGGCCGCUCUCGAUCAGCAUGGGAAACGCGAUACGAUCGUUCAAGUUGAAGAUCGGGAAGCUGCGGGAUACGCUCACAGAGGCGGAGGCAAAGUCGAGCCUCGUCUCUCACCUGGAGACGUUUGCUCAGGAGAAGAUCAUUCUGGCCGACAAGGAGAUAGUGAAGCACGCAGUGACGAAGAUCAUCGACGGGGACGUGGUUCUCACGCACGGCUUCUCGUGCGUCGUCGAGAUGGUUCUCUCUCACGCGCACAGCAUUGGGAAGAAGUUCCGGGUGGUGGUCGUGGAUUCCAGGCCCAGGCUCGAGGGACGAAUUCUUCUUCGCAGCCUUCUGGCCCAGGGGCUGAAGUGCACGUACACGCACAUCAACGCUGUCACUUACAUCAUGCAAGAGGUGACGAAGGUUUUCCUGGGAGCUGCUUCGAUUCUAGCGAACGGCACUGUUUAUUCGAGAGUCGGCACUGCUGCGGCCGCAAUGGUCGCUCAUGGUUACCGGGUACCCGUCAUGAUCUGCUGCGAGACGUACAAGUUCCACGAGAGAGUCCAGCUCGACUCCAUUUGCUCCAACGAGCUCGGCGAUCCAGAUGCUCUCGUUGGAGUUGCCGGGAGGAAGGAAUUUCGCGAGCUUGUUGGCUGGGACGAGAGCGAGCAUCUCCGGUUGCUGAAUCUAACGUAUGACGCAACUCCUGCCGACUACGUCUCGAUGAUCAUCACCGAGCACGGGAUGGUUCCACCGACGAGCGUCCCUGUCAUUCUCAGGGAGUAUAGAAAAGAGCCGAUCCUGUAAGAAAAAAGCGAAGAAGAAAAGUGGAGCAUAUGGUCGAUUUUGUCAUGGAAUUCGAACGAGAAUAAGCUACCUAGAGGUGAAUUGUUGGUGGUGCUGCUACUGCGGCCCCAGACUGUGCUCUCUGUGACUCAAUUUUGAAUCGAGUUUUGAGCUCCUUUUUGGCCA
Messenger RNA from Selaginella moellendorffii, 2147 nucleotides. Its product is annotated as probable translation initiation factor eIF-2B subunit delta. Lineage: Eukaryota; Viridiplantae; Streptophyta; Lycopodiopsida; Selaginellales; Selaginellaceae. The record is from RefSeq and is a predicted model, not a curated record. The transcript is spliced from 7 exons. The coding region runs from base 18 to 1982 and encodes 654 amino acids.